Molecule: messenger RNA, 1152 nt
Organism: Acanthamoeba castellanii str. Neff
Lineage: Eukaryota; Discosea; Longamoebia; Acanthamoebidae
Exons: 10
Coding region: 1-1152 (383 amino acids)
Biological process (GO): endoplasmic reticulum to Golgi vesicle-mediated transport; Golgi organization; endoplasmic reticulum organization
Cellular component (GO): COPII-coated ER to Golgi transport vesicle; endoplasmic reticulum membrane; Golgi membrane
Molecular function (GO): D-mannose binding
Source: RefSeq, a predicted model, not a curated record
AUGUACGUUCGUCUGGCGCUGCUGGUCUUCCUCGGCCUGGCUGUCUAUGCCUCCGCUCAGUUCCAAGAUGUGCACUCCCUCAAGGGACCUUUCACCCUGCCCUUCUGGAGCAUGCAAGGAAAUGCGCAAGUGACGGAGAACUUUGUGCGGCUUGCCGAGGACCGUCAGAACAAGCGUGGCUCGCUCUGGAACGUUGUGCCCAACAUGUUCGCCAACUGGGAGGUCACCUUCUCCUUCCGCAUUCACGGCGUGAGCACCUAUGGUGCUGAUGGUCUGGCCUUUUGGUACACGGAGAAGAUCGACAAGGCCGGCUCUCUGUUCGGCAACGAUGAGUACUUCAAGGGCAUCGGCAUCGUCGUCGACACGUACGACAAUGACGGCGCUGGCGUGCACCCCUAUGUCAUGCUGUUGCAGAACGACGGCACCAAGAAGUUCAACCCCGAGCACGAGCACGGCGUUCACAAGGAGCACGACGAGGGCGAGCUGGAGCUGGGCGGAUGCACCCUCCACGUGCGCAACCUCGAGACGCCCUCCACUCUCCGGAUCACCUACUUCAACCACAGACUCACCGUCGAGGCGUCGUUGGAGGACGGCGCCUUCACGCGCUGCAUCGACGUCAACAAGAUCGACCUGCAGCCCGGUCACUACUUCGGGUUCACUGCGGCCACCGGCCAGCUUGCCGACAACCAUGACGUUCACCGUUUUGUUGUGCGCGGCCUGGAUCCCCAGGGCAAGCCCCAGGAUCUGCCCGUCUGCGGAGAGGGCAGCAACGUGGGCCGUGCGCUGAGCCAGGUGCAGCACGAGCUCGCCGAGUCGAAGAAGCAGCUCCAGACCCUCUUGGACAAGCUCUCCUCUGGCGCCCCUAUUGAGGGCAGGCAGUCGGAGACCGGAGCCGUUGCUGACCCCCAGCUUCAGACCAACGUGGCGGACCUGCGAAGGACCGUUGAGAGAAGCAACCAGGCGCUCGAGACCAGGCUGCACGACAUUGAGCGUAAGGUCGUCUCGGCGUCGACCUACGCCAAGGAGGCCGGAGAGGCCGCUGGCUCGUCGCUGCUGUCGUGGAUCACCAGCAUCGUCCUCCUCGUCACUUGUGGUGCCGUCCUCUACUUCCAGUACAAGGCCCACCUGCACCGCAAGCAGAAGUUCUUCUGA